GAAGUUAAAAAUUAAAAACAAAAACAAGUAAUUAAAGUAUGUAAUUAUAAAUUAAAUGGCUCGACCCACGAGGGAAAGACUCCUUUUCUGAUCGGGGUGGCCGGCGGCACGGCCAGUGGAAAGUCGACUGUGUGUAAACGGAUAAUGGAACAGUUGGGACAAGCUGAUAUGGAUCAUACCAAACGACAGGUUUGUGUUUGCAUAAGCCAAGAUUGUUUUUAUCGAGAACUGACACCAGCUGAGAAAGUAAAGGCUGACAAAGGUCUCUUUAAUUUUGACCAUCCAACUGCAUUUAACGAAGAACUGAUGUUGAAUACGCUGAAAGGUGUAUUGGCCGGACAGAGAUGUAAUUUGCCGGCAUAUGAUUAUAAAACAAACUCCUUAUGUCCUGAGCGGAUGGUUACGAUUUAUCCGGCUGAUGUAAUACUAUUUGAGGGAAUAUUAGUAUUUUAUUUUCCGGCAAUAAGGGAUUUGUUCCACAUGAAAUUGUUUGUGGAUACUGAUUCUGAUACACGUUUGGCCAGAAGAGUUCCCAGAGAUAUAAAUGAAAGAGGACGAGACUUGGAUCAAGUUCUCAAUCAAUAUAUGAAUUUUGUGAAACCUGCAUUUGAGGAAUUUUGCUCACCGACUAAGAAAUUUGCUGAUGUCAUAAUUCCUCGAGGAGCUGACAAUACCGUGGCCAUUGAGCUAAUUGUGCACCACAUUCAGGAUCUUUUGCUUCCGUCCAGGCCAAUGAAUGGAAUCGGCAACGGCACACACUCUUCUUCCGAUAGCUCGUAA
Molecule: messenger RNA, 780 nt
Organism: Ctenocephalides felis (cat flea)
Lineage: Eukaryota; Metazoa; Arthropoda; Insecta; Siphonaptera; Pulicidae
Product: probable uridine-cytidine kinase
Exons: 8
Cellular component (GO): cytoplasm; cytosol
Molecular function (GO): ATP binding; kinase activity
Source: RefSeq, a predicted model, not a curated record